Macrosteles quadrilineatus (aster leafhopper) is the source of this 3505-nucleotide messenger RNA. Its product is annotated as tripartite motif-containing protein 45-like. The transcript has 14 exons. Gene Ontology annotation, molecular function: zinc ion binding; ubiquitin-protein transferase activity; protein binding. Lineage: Eukaryota; Metazoa; Arthropoda; Insecta; Hemiptera; Cicadellidae. Gene Ontology annotation, cellular component: nucleoplasm; chromatin. Gene Ontology annotation, biological process: positive regulation of DNA-templated transcription. The record is from RefSeq and is a predicted model, not a curated record. Bases 59 to 1933 code for a protein of 624 amino acids.
GAUCUCUGACCUGGCCCGACUACUGCACACAUUCGUCUUCUUCUUAACCCACAUCGGCAUGGACCAGAUGGCGUACAUCUUUGGGAGUUUCUCCCGACGGAGACAGUCGUCGGAAUCUAAAGGUGCCCCAAAACGAAGGUCUGUGGAUGUCUCUCCUCAGCCAUUCUCUUCGCUGCGGAGAACCAAGGUUCAGAUAUCUGCUGAAGACCAUCGCAUGUUCAACUGCAAGGUUUGUGAUCGUCAGCUGGUUGAACCUAGAGUACUUCCCUGUCUGCACACAUUCUGUACGAGAUGUCUUCUCCCCAUCACUCAGACUUCUCAGAGCCAAACCAAGAUCCAGGCAGAGACCAAAGGAGGAGGAAGUGGAAGGUUAGGGGGAGGAAGUCUCAACGGUUCCGGAUCUGGUUCGGGGUCCGGUUCCGGAGCAUCUGGAUACGAAAGUGAACCGAGCAGCUGGUCUGGAACUGACCCUAGUGAUCAGAAUGGCCAGCUUCAGGUGGUCAUUUGUCCUCUGUGCAAAUCAGAAAACAAACUGCCGAAUGGAGGAAUUUCCGGCCUUCCAAUAAAUUACGUUUUACAAAACCGAAUCCUGCAAUCGAUGCAACAAGCUCCUACGUGUGACAUAUGCAUUACUGAGGCUCCUGCGUCCAACAGAUGCCAGGAUUGCCAGGUUAAUCUGUGCAGUUUUUGUUGUGAAGCACAUCUCCGUGAGAGAGUCAGUGCCCAUCAUGAGAUUACCUCUCUCAAAGAUGUUGCGGAUGCUGCGUUAUUCCGCAGACAGGUUAUGUGCGAUGCACAUCCUAACAGAGAACUACGUCUGUUCUGCGGACGCUGCGGUGUGGUGGUGUGUCGAGACUGCUGCGUAUUGCUGCACAGAGGCCACCCUUGUGAUACAGCUGCACGGGCUGCACGACUGUACGCAGCCACUCUACGCGAUGCACUUGACAAAACCAGGCCGAUCGCAAAAGAAGCAAAUCUCAGCCUUAAUCGUCUACAACACCUUGAACUGAGAAUUAAGAACCACUGCGCUGAAGUGGAGUCAGAAGUAGACAGAUACGCCGAAUCAUACAAAGCUGCGGUUGAGGAACAUCGAGCAACUCUUCGGAAAGAAGUUAACCAGGUUCGUAACAAUAAGCUGACUACACUUCAUUCUCAUCACGACGAGCUUCACACACGUUCAGAACACACAAGCCAUGCCGUCACUUUUGGACAGGAACUGCUUGCAGAAGCUUCGGAUGUAGAGCUUUUGACUCUGGUCACCCCGCUUCUACAGAGGUUGGAAUGGUGUAGUGCUGGUGAAGUGAUUGCCGCCAUCAAAGUGUCCGACUGUCUACAAUUCCUUCCCGAGGAAAGAGCCGGCCUCAUCAACGGACACCCGAUCUUCGGAGUGAUCACAACGCAAGCCGUCUCCCCAGCACAUUGCGAGUUGCAGACCGAAGGAUUACUCAACUGCAGAAUACACAAGAAAGCCGAGUUUACGUUGAGUACUUUCGACUGUGAGAAACAACCGAUCUGUCACGGAGGAACUCGAGUUGCAGCUGAGUUGAGAUACAGAGAUGCUGCGCAGAGGAGAGUAGCAGUGCAUGUGACAGACAGAGGGGAUGGAAGUUACACGGUAGAGUUCACUCCAGAUGCUUCGGGCAACAUGAGUCUCAAUGUGACAAUUCAGGGCAAACAUAUUCAGGGAAGUCCGUUCAAUGUGUCCGUGUCUACACUUCGUCCACACCCCGGAGUGUACCACUGUUGUACGUUUUGUUCAAGCAACGGAAGCAAGGAGGCACAGUGUGGCUGCGGAGGGAAGAUGCCGGGAGGUUACCGGGGUUGUGGUCACGGCCAUGCUGGCCACCCUGGCCGCAGACACUGGUCUUGCUGCGGAAACCUACUGCAUAACUCUGAGUGCAGCCGCGCGCCUGACUACCAAUACACCCUGUGAUAAUGCAGCUACACUGCACUCAAAGGAUUCAUUUGUAUAUAUUAGAAGUUAUAAAGGGUGCACCAAUAAGGGUUGAACCAUUGACUUGGGGAAACGGGAAUACAUAUCCCAUCUAGAUUUUUUAAACAGAAUAUAAUUGAAUAAGACGUACAUAGUGUGCUGUCAAAGUUUGCUUAUUCUUAAUGUGACUAAUUGUACUAUAACUUUCUUGAUAACAUAAAAGAUGAUAAGUUUACAUUUCCUGAUAAGUUGUCCUUUUAUGUUUGUUGAAAAAGUGUGUAUUCGACAGAACUCAAUAAUUUACACCAGCAAACUUGAACUAUGAUCAUUUUCGUUCUAGAAAUGACAACAACUUUAACAUGUGAAUCGUGUUUCUGUCAACUGUCAAAGGUAUUUUAAAAGCGUUCUAGUUUUAAUUUGUUUCUUUUUAAUUAUUCAGUUAACUUUGUUAAGGUUUUGACUUUUGAGUCUAAAAUUUUGUCUACUUAUAAACUUUCAAAAUUACAAAACUUUAGCAAACUGUCAAGAAUGAAAAUAUGUCAAAAACCAACACACUACCAUUGAGUAUACACGUAUAAGAGGGUUAAUAGUUAUGUUAAUAGUUGUUACCGAUUUUGGCGAGGUAGUUCGGGCCGCUGACGCCUGUGCCGUGGUGGUCGGUUGGUAGUGCGCCUCUAAAAACCUUUUAAACAUUUAUUAUUAAAAACGUAUUAUAAAACAAUGAAACUACGACCAAACUAACAAAUUUCAUCAACAAAAUUGACAUUUCACAACCUACAGUGAAAGGAAUAUUAAAAAACAACCAAACUACCUUACCAACAUGCCGGAGGUGGAGUAGUACGGGCCACUGACGCUACUCUGAACGUUGUUCAUGUAUAACCUCCAUUGAGUAUCUACUCUAGUACACUCAACAACACUACUUAUUUCCUUGUGGGCCUAUAAGCAAUGUAAAAAAAUGAAGCAAAUCGUAACACUGAUUUUUUUAGAUAAAGAAACUUUUACGCUGCCACCUAUUCCACACAAGUUUUCCUUUCAAUUAGGUUGGUUAUAUAAAGUUUGCAUAUUUGUCGGAAAACAAUAAUCGAUAGCAGGGCACUAUGUAGGUGGCUAAAUUUAACUACACUACUAUAACGACUUCUACUUAAUAGUCAAGGGUUUAACAAAAUAAUUCACCUGUCGAAAAUUAAAUAAUUUUGGUAAAAAAUUGUGUAAAUAGUAUCCAAACAAUUUUCUAAAAUAAAUUAUAAUGGUUUGCUCUUGGUUGUUACUUAGCAGUUUGUUGAGUAAGUUGUUCAGUAAAACUUAGCGUAGUGUUGCAAAAUAUGAAACUGUAUGAUAAGCAGAUUUUAGAUAUAUCAGACUAACUAAACUGUAAAUAAGUUUAAAAAAUAUUUUUUAGUAUGAAAGGUCAUCAUGUACUUCAAUAGUACAGCAUGGGUAAUAUUUAAAAUUAUUUAUUGUACAAAUUAUAUUAGCUAUGUCACUACCCUUUCAAGAUCCUGAUGUGUCACACCACAACAUCUUUGUGGGAUUAGCUAAGCUAUAUUUUAAUACAAAAAGUGUGAAAUUUAA